Molecule: messenger RNA, 2886 nt
Organism: Stylonychia lemnae
Lineage: Eukaryota; Ciliophora; Spirotrichea; Sporadotrichida; Oxytrichidae
Source: the annotation of a GenBank genome assembly
AUGAGUGCCAUACCCAAGAAAUGGGAAUGGGCUGACUGUAGAGCCCGUAUAAAGACCAAUAAUCUCUAUGAUCAACCAGGUGCCCAAGAUGAGGAAAAUAAUAGAGGGAGUGGAUUGUAAUAGGUAUUCAGAAAUCCAGAGGAAGAAAAAUAAUAUACUCUAUUUGAUUUUGAUCCCUCUAUUGUUCUCACCAAUCCCUUGAGAAAUGGGGAGGAAGAGCCAGAAGUAGAACUAUCUAUUGAAAUGGAGAGGAACUUUUUGGUAGAUGAGGGCAGCUAGUGGACCUGGCAUAAAUCUUGGAACCUACCUAAUAUUUCGAUCUCCCUUGAUUUAAAAGAUCGUGAGUCAGGUGAAGCACUCCUCCCUCCCCCUAAUCUUUAUUUCAUCUAACAAACAGAAAGUAUUUUAGUAGAUGUAGGUCUUAAAGGCAAUGAAGAAAAAAUACUAGUCAAUAGCUACGCUAUAUUUUCUGGACUUAAGUUUAAGACUACUAGCUAUAACCACGAAGGGGCACCUUUCUUUUUGAUAAUUACAAUCUACUAUGGAAGCAUCAAUGAAUACCAUAAAAAUCAAACCUAAUAAUAAUAGUAAAUGGGAGCAAAUAAAUUAAGUUCGGCGGCCGGUGAUUAAUCAUAAUAAGAAGAAUAAUUAGAAAUUAGAAAACUGGAUGAGCCAAACCCACAAGAAACUCCAAUUUACCUUUACCAGGGCAACCAAGGGUACUAAUUACCAAAAUUUCUCCUCCCCUAUACAUAAAUUCAAGGAAACUAGCAAAAGAAUCUUCUUCAAAAGUACGUUAUUUUUACGUUAAUUCCGUUUAAGAAAUAUCACACCGUUAUUGAACCAUUCGACAUUCAAUCAAUAGAACAGGACCUAUACAUCAGAUCAUCUAAGAUUCAUCGAGUCUAGAAUGUUCUCAACUUGAAUAAUUAAACUUUAACUUUGAAUUAAGGUGUUUAGAGCCAACAAAUGAACAAUCUCAUGAGCUAGUAAUAGCAGUAUUUAAGUAAUGAAGAGAAAAUAACAUCUGAUGUCGUUGGCUUAAUCAAUUACUUUUCUGCUCCAAACAUUAGAAAUAAGAUCAGACAUCCAAUAUUCCUCGCACUUAAGUUCAAUGAAGCUGUUAAGAUCUAUUACAACCCUCGAAAAGUUGCAGAACCUGAUCCAAGGUCUAUCACUACUCGCCUUCAUAGAGACCUUUAACAAGAAUUUUCUUUUGGUUAAUUGGCAGUUUAGGGUCCUAACGGCAGUUAAUACUAAGAUCCUAUCAAUCCAGGUUUGAAUGUGAAUGUUAAGUUCAUUUGCUUUAUCAAUAUUGAAGACAAAAAGAACAUUAGCCAGCUAUUCCUCAAUGAAGAGCAUAAGUAAGAUGAAGAUUCCUAAAUAAGAGGGGGUAAAAUUGAGUAAUUAGACGGACCUAUUGACGAGUUAAGGUUAAAUGAUGAAUUUAAAAAGAGAUUAAUUGAGAAUAAUUUGGAAUUAAUGAAUGGGUAAACUAUUCAAGUGACUACUGAGAGAGACUAAAUUCCAGGGUUUUUUAUACCUCUUGAAAAUCUUGAAGCUAUGAAGGCUGCUGUGUCAAUAGAUAUGGAUCAAAAUAACAUUGGAGCAAUGUUAGGCAAAAGAAAAGAGAGAGAUGAGCCUUAUGAUGAGGAGCAUUUGAACAAUCUAGCUAGAUUUAAUAGUAUGUAGUCAUCCUAAAAUCUCCAAAAUUUGCAACAAAACUAGCAGUAAUCUAAUCAAAUUUAGAAUCUUGACUAGAUUAAGAUCUAACAAUCAACACCUAAUGUCAUUUAUUAGCAGCAAAUACCUGUAGACUAGAAAUUGAUAAUUCAAUAAUAGUAGAUGCAAAGAGCCAUACCUUAAUAUGCAGCUACCAAUCAAGUUUAGGGCUUUAUUCCUACUUAAAUCUAACAACAAAUACCUUAAAAUAAUGGAAUGCAACCGGUUGUUGUUAUCUAAAAUCUUCCUCAGCAAAUGUCAUAAUAACCUUAAAUUCAGACUUAAGGAGGAAUUUAAGUCAUUUAAAAGCUUGACCCUCAGUCUAUUCAGUAAUAGAUUAUACCUUAGACUCAAAAAUCCACUCACACUUAGGGUAUUAAUGACUUAACUAGUUAGUCUGUUACUCAUACUUAAUAAACAUAAUAGUCAGUGUAAAUUCAACAGUAAAUUCAGGCUUAACACUAAUAAUAGCAUUAACAAUAACAACAGUAAUAGCAAUAGCAAUAGUAGUAGCAGUAACAAUAAUAGCACUAAUAGCAACACUAACAAUAACAUUAACAGAUUUAAUAGCAUAUUUUGCAACAAAUUCCUCAAUAGAUUUAGUUAUAGCAACAGCCAACUCUGAUAUAAAAUCCAUAAUAAUAGCUUACACAAUAAUAGAUCUAGCAAAUUCUUCAACAGUAAGGACAUCCACCAGGCUCAGUGAGUGUUAUUCAAGCACCCCUUGGUAUUUAAGGUAAUCCUUUAUAGGGCUAAUAAAUGUACCCCCAACAAACAUUGAUUUACUAGUAGAAUCCGUAGUAAGUUUAGGUAAGUUACCCUCACGACUAACUAUACUAUAAUUAGAGAAUGAUUUAAUUAGUUCCAAACUAAUAAUAUGCAUAUGCGCCAAUGACUAUGGCACCUCCAGGUGCUCAGAUUAUUCAAGGAGGCCAGUUAUUACCUCCUGGAAUCAAUGUUGGGGGCUUAUAGCAGUAGAUUAUCUAGCCUGGUGGAAUAAUUCAAGGACAGUUACCUCCAGGAUUUUAAGGCUAUCCAAUGAUUCAGGGAUUAGGAUUGCAGCCAGGAAUGCAUCAAGCUGUAGGAGGCUAGCUAGGUCAGCCAAUGUAUAUAAAUAUCUAGCAGUAGUAGCAGCCAAAUUAAGUAGGACCAAGACCUUAGUGA